This is a messenger RNA of Monopterus albus (swamp eel), 1414 nucleotides long. RefSeq names its product ring finger protein 32 (gene rnf32). Gene Ontology annotation, molecular function: protein binding. The transcript is spliced from 7 exons. The coding region runs from base 64 to 1119 and encodes 351 amino acids. Lineage: Eukaryota; Metazoa; Chordata; Actinopteri; Synbranchiformes; Synbranchidae. The record is from RefSeq and is a predicted model, not a curated record.
GAGGAUACGCCGUACCGUGAGAGGGCGGGACUAGUUGCCUGGUAACCACUCAAACAUGGUGUGAUGGCAAAGCGGAAGGGUUUGACAAUUAAAUCUAACAAGCUGGUGAUGGUGUCAGCUGCUUUUCAAGACCACAUCACACAAAGGCUAUUGCAUCUAUCACUUUCUGAUCCUUUGCUGCAAUGUAAAAGAAAAGCACAUAGAAAUCCACAAGCAAGAGGAAGUGUGGAGAAGAAGCGUCUGCAGACACAAGAUGGACAAGAAGAAAGAGAAUAUGUGCUUGAUCCUGCUCCAUACCCUUUAACAUUAGCUCAGAAGAUGGGUUUGAUGGCUUCUCCAGGAGAGAGGCUGACAGAGGGCGAAUGGGCUCUGGUUAAGGCGAGGUCUGUUGCACAGGAGGAAUCAAAUCAGCCCUGUGCAGUGUGCAGGGAGGAGUUUCGUCUUCAGACUCAGGUGUUGCUGUCCUGCUCUCAUGUUUUCCACAGGGCAUGUUUGCAGGCCUUUGAGAGGUUUUCUGGGAGGAAGUGUUGCCCUAUGUGCAGAAGAGAGCAGUAUGAAACACGAGUGAUACACGAUGCAGCUCACCUCUUCAGACAUCAAUGCGCUACCAGAAUCCAAGCAUGCUGGCGAGGCUAUGUUGUUCGAAGGCAGUACAGACAAGUGAGGAAAACAAUCUGCCCAAAAGACAAAGAGCUACGGCGCAAAUUCUUCGAAGCGAAGUUGCAGGAGCUGAAUGACAGCUUUGUCCAAUACUGUCACAGCAACACGGAGGCUUUUCUGAGUGAUAUUGACCGCUCCCUGUCAUCAAGCAGACAAGUGUUCCAGCAGCUGGAAAGGAGGAGGAUCGCUGAACCUCGUGAGGAUGACUGGGACCGAAUACAGAGCCAGGUUAUCCAGAGAGGUGUCCAUGAUUGUCCCAUCUGCCUGACAGCUCUGUGCAGCCUGAGCCUCCCAUCAGAAGCUGGUAGAUCCAACUAUCAGCAAGACAGGCACAUCGUGCUCCUGUCCUGUUCCCACCUAUUCCACCAACUCUGUUUAGAGGCCUUUGAGGCCUUCACUGAAGACAGCAGACCUUCAUGUCCCCUGUGCAGAUCCUUCUACCACAAGAAACUCAUCUAACCACAUACAAAUGUAUGCAAGGUAACAUUUUGGUUAAUGCCAUGUAGUAAUAUUUGUAAGCCUGAGUCUACCCUUUACUCUAAGUAAAAUAAUUCAAUUGUCUUAAAGUGACAAGAUUGAAUGAAUAUUUCUGCUUUGGGGGAAUACACAUCAAUUUUCAUGCUGUGUAUGUGCAUUAAAUAAAGAGUUGGAGGGAAUUAUUAGCUUAGUAUAAAGAAGCCUGUCUCUUUCCAAGUAAAGCUCUCUGAACAUAUUGUGUUUCUUACUACAUACAGUAAAUAAAAAUACAUGUAAA